AAAGCACAUACACGUGAGUUUGUAAACAAGAGAGUGGGUGGAUGAGGGCGGCCAUUCUCCGAGCUCUCAAUGACAUGAAGGCCCGUCACUUUCCCCUGGCAGUACUUGCCAGUGUGCUGUGUCUGUGUCAGAGCUACACCCUGAGGAGCUCGGUGUCCUGGGUCGUGUCUUCCAACGACGUGGUGGAGGACGCGGACCUAUCGGAGGAGGUCGCCCCGGCGUUGCUGGUGGACAGUGCGGGGCUGUGGAAGCAUGCUUAUCCGUCCUCCGACGUCCUCGGGGACAGCGUGGAGAGCCCCGGGGAGCUAGGCAAGCCCGAAAACGACAAUGUAGCGCAGCUUUCCUCUCGUUUGUUUUCAUAUCGGCUGGAGAAGGUGAAGAAGUCCCCCGGCAGCUCGCCUCCCCCGCACCAGGAGACCGCCAGGACUGCCAGAUACAUAGCUCACUACAGUGAUUGGGGACACCUGUCCACCAUUUCAACUCAAGACAAGAUCAAAGGUCUCCCCUUUGGGAACAUCUUCUCAGUCAGUGAUGGACCACUGGACAACAGCACUGGAGUUAUCUACUUCUAUAUGACUCCAAUGGACAACAGUGUGUCAGACCUGAAAAGUAACCCUUAUGCUUCUCUCACCUUCUCAGAGGCAGAGGGGGAAUUCUGCAGGCAAAUGGUGUAUGAUCCAGAGGAUCCAAGAUGUGCUCGACUCACACUAACAGGGAAGAUGGUGGAGGUUGCCCCAGAGGAGCUUGCUUUUGCAAAAGAGGCAAUGUUCUCAAGACACCCUGUGAUGGCAAAGUGGCCAGUGGGACACAAGUGGUUCUUUAUGAAGCUGGAGUUGAUCCAGGUCUGGCUGCAGGACUGGAUCGGAGGCACAUCAUUCAUUCCAGUGGAGGACUACUUUAAAGCUACACCCUUCUGAGAAUAUCCUUCCUUCUGCACCAUGUCAGCCUACAGAAACGGAUUAAUUCAGCUGUCUACACCACACACACGUCCCUCCAAUAAGGGGAGACAGUUCCCAAAACAGCAGUGUUCAAAAAAUAUUUUCAACAUUUGUUUCAAUUACUGUUUCUGUUUUAACUUGUGAAGGUGAAUAUUCUUCACACAUAUUUUUUCCGUUCAACUCAGUGUGGUAUGUGAAUGUAUCAAAAGUCAGUAAGCUUAUUAAAUGUGAUGGUCACAGUCAUCACAGCUGGCAUAGAAAAUUCUGUGUCAUUAAAUGUAUUCUUUUUAAACACUGAUUACUAUUUUAUUGGUUUGCAUUAAACUGUGUGCUGUUUGAAAAAUAAAUGAAUGUUAGCACACAAAA
Toxotes jaculatrix (banded archerfish) is the source of this 1304-nucleotide messenger RNA. RefSeq names its product cellular repressor of E1A-stimulated genes 2 (gene creg2). The transcript has 4 exons. The record is from RefSeq and is a predicted model, not a curated record. Bases 42 to 917 code for a protein of 291 amino acids. Lineage: Eukaryota; Metazoa; Chordata; Actinopteri; Toxotidae.